GAGAGUAAAUAGAGAGAGAAGCCUCAAGAUGGCUGACUCGCAGGGCUCCGUUCACCUCACCGGAGCUGCUGCUGCUGCAACUGCGGUAGCCCCGGCGGUCGCCCCCGUGAAAAACCCGCUCGCCAAGCCGACAGAGGGGAAAGGAGCCUCUGACAACCGCUCUCAUACUUCCCGGGAUUGUAACGCGCCGCCGCCGCCCAAGAAGGUCCGAGUCGAGGAGCGGAGCAUCAAACCCAAGAAACUCACCGGCAGCGGGAGAGAGAAACUCCAGCAGCCGAGUUACGGCAGCUUCAGCUCGGUGCCUGCCACCGGCGGAUCCCAGCCACCGACAAACACACACAAAGUCUUCAAACAGAGCGAUUUCUUCCUCCACAAGCCGCCUUCUUCUUCUAAUACUACUACUUCUUCUUCUUCUUCCUCCUCCUCAUCCAAACCCAAGAAACCAAGCAAAGACAAACAGCGGGAGAAAGAGAGGGAGAAGGGGAAAGGAGGCGGAGAGGAGAAAAAGAAACAUAAUAAACAGCAGCCGUUGUUGUUGACCUCCGGACCCGGGAGUAACGUUAGCAACAACGAUAUCAGCAGAUUCAACAACAACUCUGCAGUGAAGAGAGAAAAUGGGGAGGUCAUAUUGCCACCAAAAGAGCACUCCACCAAGGACAAGGCAAAAGAGAGAGACCGAGAGGAGAGGGAGAAGAAGAAGGUCAAGGAAAAGGAGAGAGAGAAGAAGAAGCACAAGGUGAUGAACGAGAUCAAGAGGGAGAACGGAGAGGUCAAACAGCCAAUUAAAGAUGAAAAAGAGAAAGCCAAGAUCAACUUAGAGGAGCUGCAAAUGAAAAAAGUGAAGAAGAAAAAGAAAAAGAAACACAAAGAGGGGGAGAAGCACAAACGAGUCAAGAUGUACCACCGCUCAUGCCAAACCAUUUGCGCCGGCCUACUUGUCUGCCCGCCUUCCUCUCCUCCCCCCACCUCUUCCUCAUCUUCAUCCUCCAAUCCUGCACACAACUCCUCCCCGUCUCCCUUUAAGUCUCCGCUACCUGUUAACUCUCCAUCUAAUAACAAAAAUGCACAUGCCCUGCCCUCUGCUGCUUCUCUUGCUUCAAAAUCCCUCUUUAACUCCUCAACACCUGACUUUCUCAACUCUCCGUCGUCCUCCAUCACGGCUCCACAACCUUCUCCAACCAAACACCUGCCGCAUUGCACCUACCCUGGCUUGUCGGGCCUGGAGUUUGCCCCUUACAUCCACAUAGAGAACCAGCCGAACGGAGGGGCCCUGGUGGCCCACGCCUACAUGUCCCAGCUCUCCUCUCUCUCCAUGGGCCAGAGGCAGAGAUUUGCCCAGGAGUUUGUCACCUUGGCGUUCAGCGAGGACUCAUCCCAGGCAGCACAUUAUGUCAUGGGUAUCGUCCAUGGGGAAGCAAGCUACCUGCCAGACUUCUUGGAUUACUUCUCAGCCAACUUCCCUUCAACUGCUGUAAAAAUGGAAAUACUGGGAAAGAAGGACAUAGAAACCACCACAAUGGCUAAUUUCUACUCUCAGGUGAAGAAAACGUACUGUCACGGUACGUACAGAGCCGGGGCGAUGAGACAGAUCAGCCUGGUGGGAGCCGUCGACGAGGAGGUCGGGAAAUAUUUCCCAGAAUUCCUCAGCAUGCUGGGGGAGUCGCCCUUCCUGAAGCGGACUCUUCCGUGGGGAACGUUCUCCAGUCUGAGCCUGAUGGAUCCCACAGAGAGCGACGACGGUCCCAUAAUGUGGGUCAGGCCGGGAGAGCAGAUGAUACCUGUGGCUGAUAUACCCAAAUCCCCCUUCAAAAGAAAACGCUCCACCAAUGAGGUGAAGAACCUGCUGCAGUCCCUGCCGAGGACCAGCGAGCCCAGAGAGAUGCUGUUUGAAGAUCGGACUCGAGCCCACGCCGACCACAUCGGACAGGGUUUUGAACGUCAGACCACAGCAGCCGUCGGUGUGCUGAAGGCCGUUUGCUUCGGAGAAGGCUCAGAGCCUCCUUGUGUAACCAAAGACGUUGUGUGUUUCCACGCUGCUGAUUUCACCUAUGUAGUUCAGAGGCUGCAGUUGGACUUACAUGAACCUCCGCUGUCUCAGUGUGUACAGUGGGUGGAUGAUGCCAAACUCAACCAGCUGCGUCGGGAGGGAAUCCGCUACGCCCGCAUCCGCCUGUGCCACGAUGACGUCUACUUCAUCCCCCGCAAUGUGGUCCACCAGUUCAAGACCGUGUCUGCUGUCUGCAGCCUGGCGUGGCACAUCCGCUUAAAGAAGUACCACGGAGGAGAGGGAGAGGAGGAGGAGGAGGAGGAUGAUAUGGAGGCAGAGGUGAAUGAAGAGGAGGAGGAGAAGGCAGUUGAGUUGAAGGAGAGGGAGAUGGUGGAGGAGGAGAAGGAGGGGAAGGGUGAAAAGAAGGGUGAGAAAGGAGCGACGGAGAGGAUAAAGGACGAGGAGGAGGACGUUGAAGUAAACAGGACGUUUCCAGCUAUUAAAGUGGAGGAAGAGGAUCGUCAUCUUCCUCACUCGCAACACCCAGCUGUGGUGUCUCAGCCUGCUCGCUCGGAGGACACGGACUCGAGCGACCCAAGAGACAGAGAGGAGAAGAGGGGGAAAGAGGGGGGGAAACCCAAACAGCAGGAUUCACCUCCCAUUAAGGUGAAAGCAGAACUUCCAGCACCUCCUCCCUGCAAGAGUAAAUCUCCCUCAACUCUCCCUCUGUCACCUCCUGCCUCUCAUCCUCCUCAUCAGGACGCAAAACCCAAAGCAUCAUCAAAACAUCAUCACUCACAUCAUCACCACCAUCAGGACAGCAGAACGACGUCUUCCAGUCCGAGGUCCUCCUCUUCGGCUCCCAAAUCCUCCCUCUCUCCAUCUGUCUCCAAGUCUUCCUCCUCCUCUUCUUCUUCCUCUUCUUCGUCUUCAUCAUCAUCUUCUUCUGGAUCUACUGUCACUCCCAAGCGCUCCUCUUUUUCUGCUCCCAGUCCAUCCUCUCCUGUUGUGGCCACCUCCUCAACAUCAUCCCUGACUCCUCCCAGGUCUUCAGCGGACUCUCACUGCACGCAUCGCCUCCCCUCGAAUCCCUCCGCCCUCCCCGCAUCGUCCACUCAGUCAGACAAACCGAAGGAAAAAGACUUGCAAAGAAUUCCUUCAGACUCACGGACACAGUUGGAAGUUCGAGGGUCACACAAGUCGCAGGCCAAAGGAAAACACAGCGGGGACGCACAGACACACUGUCGAAGUGCGGCGGACGCACGGACACAUACGCCGCCGGAGAAAUGGACUCGCGGCUCCGAAUCGGACUCACAGCUGCUUCCUCCACAGGACGCGACGAGGCAAGGACUUUACAUGCAGCAAUACACACCCCAGCAUCUCCCACCUCCUCCUCCUCCUCAUCCUCACCUCCCUCAGAUGCUCCCUCCUUCCUUCCCCCCUCUCCUGCCACACUCCCACCUUCCUCACAGACCUCCUCUCCUCCCCCCGACCUCCUCCCAAACCCAACCUCUGAACUCUUUCCUCGGUCACAAACCGGCGCCGCAUUCGGUUCACAUGAGCCAGCUUCACCUGCCCCCCCCGCACCAACCCAAUAUCACCACCCAGUCUCAGCCCUAUUACCCCCAGCCUCCCCUAAUCGCCCCCCAUACCUCCCCCUCUCAGCCCAACGCUCCCCUCACCAGCUCGCACUCUCACCUCCCUCACGCUCACCAGUACGCCAAAACCUACUUCCCCCCUCAGCAUCCCCACUUCCCCUCUCACCACUUUCUCCCCCCUCAGUCGUACCUGUCCCCCCCGCCGCCCAGCUCCUACCCGCUACAGUACCAAACCUCAGCACCACCAGCGCAGAUUCAGCCCCCUCUGUCUCAGUCUUUCCCUCACCCCCCUCCUCCACCUUCCUCCUCACAGUCGCCACCUCCCCCACCUCCUCCCCCGCUUCCACCUCCACCUCCGCAGCCUUCCCUGUCUGUUCUCUCCCUUCCCCCGAAGCAUGAAGAGGAGCAGAAACAGAUUUUAUAGUAGUAUUUUGUACAUAAUGAUGCUGUUUCUAAACGACUGUACAUGUACAGGGUUUUAUUUUGGCGGUGUUGUUGUAAAACAAUGUAAAAACAUAAGAGGAAAGACAGUAUCGUAGUUUAUAAAGCAGAGUUGGACUUUAUUUGCCCCAGACCUCUGAACUGGACUGGUUUUCAAUUGUACUGAAUUUGAUGCUUGGUUGCGCUCGAGUUCAAAAACAUUGAGAAUUUAUUGCGUUUUACUGGUAGUUUUGGUGGUUAGUCGUGUACGGGUGCACUGGUUUUGACUUUGAAGAGGAGAUUUUUUUUUUUUUUCACGAUCAAGGUUUGAAUGUGCUCCCGGUUUUUGUCAAGUCUGCCAAACUGCUGUCUGUUUUGUUUUGUUUUUAAUAUUAUUA
Messenger RNA from Scomber japonicus (chub mackerel), 4403 nucleotides. RefSeq names its product lysine-specific demethylase RSBN1L-like. Lineage: Eukaryota; Metazoa; Chordata; Actinopteri; Scombriformes; Scombridae. The transcript is spliced from 9 exons. Gene Ontology annotation, cellular component: nucleus. The coding region runs from base 29 to 4009 and encodes 1326 amino acids. The record is from RefSeq and is a predicted model, not a curated record.